Epithele typhae is the source of this 3057-nucleotide messenger RNA. RefSeq lists its product as uncharacterized. The transcript is spliced from 17 exons. NCBI's taxonomy places the organism in Eukaryota, Fungi, Basidiomycota, Agaricomycetes, Polyporales, Epitheliaceae. Gene Ontology annotation, cellular component: cytoplasm. Bases 1 to 3057 code for a protein of 1018 amino acids. The record is from RefSeq and is a predicted model, not a curated record. Gene Ontology annotation, molecular function: glycosyltransferase activity.
AUGGACGCUCUUUAUGCCUUCGUCACUCUCGAGCUCCAUCCUUCUCCCCCCGUCUCUCCUGAAGUCCCCUUCCAGACACUAUGUCUCGUCACUCCAGAAUCCGUCGACGUGUCCUCUAUUAAGCUACUCCGAAGGGCGUUUGACAUCGUCAUUGGCGUGGAAAUUAUCGAGCAAGAGGACUUGACUGGUCUCAAACUGCUCGGACGUCCGGACCUUAACUUGGUUCUGACCAAGCUUCACAUCUUCCGCCUCACUCAGUAUUCGAAAGUCAUUUUCCUCGACGCCGACGUCCUCCCCAUAAGGCCUAUGUCCCACUUGUUCACCCUUCCUCACGACUUCGCGGCUGUUCCUGACGUGGGCUGGCCCGAUAUCUUCAACUCCGGCGUUAUGGUCUUCAAUCCGGGAGGAGACAAGUUCGACCAAAUCCUCGAAGGUGUUCUCAACGAAUGGAGGGGCAACGACUGGCAUAGGCUCAGUUUUACGUAUAACACUACUCCAACCGCCGUUUACACAUAUGCUCCUGCUUAUGAACGGUUCGGCGCCCAAAUUUCCGCCAUCCAUUUCAUUGGACCUAACAAGCCAUGGGUUUCUGUCACCUAUCGUGCCCCUGGUACGAAGUACGGUCGACUCACGGAAAAGGGCCCAAACCUUCAACUCCCAUCCUACGACUACGACACUCUUGUCGACCGCUGGUACGACAUUUACGACAGGCACUAUCGCUCAGAGCAACACCCGCAACAUUCCAACUUCGAGUUCACGCGGUAUGACUCGGCUUGGGACUCCGGAGUCAGCAGCGGUCCAGGCGCCGCGCUCGGUCUCGACGAUCUGCGGAAGAUUGCGGUGGAAGGAAUAAGCACCUACAACGCGACGUCCCAAAAGCGGCCCAGGGUUGGGCAAUACCGUUCUAUGCCUUUGAACGGUCGCGUCGAUCUGAUGCGUCCGCGCAAACGGGUAGCCCCGACAGAGGCUCGGGACUCUGGUGGGGAACAGAACACGACUCCCCGGCAGCCCUUCAUGGUCGUCGAGGGUGACGAAGUGCCCAGGAUGGAGACAUUGCCGACACCACUCCCACAUGAGUUUCCGCCAGCCCCAUAUCGCCAGCCCCUCGCUCUGCCACCGUCCGCACCUCCCGCUCCUGGUCACCCAAACGAACCGUAUGCGGAGCAGCAGUACGUCGCUUGGGGGCAGCAGCUGCAUCAGGAAGCUGCUUACCUUUCCUCGGAAGGUGACAUCGCAGGGGUGCAAGCCGGCGCCCCGCCUCCCGGAAUGCACUGGGCUUCUCAUGGCGACCGGCGAUUCUUCUCGCAGGGCACCGUCUUUCACCCAGAAGAGAGCGAGCAAUCGGAGGACGAGCGGCCUGGGGUCCCUUCUAGGCAACCGUCUUGGCGAGCACAAGAUUCCUUAGGGUUCCUGCAGCACUCUCCCUCGGCGACCCGGGGCACCCAUUCGCCGGUCCACCAGCGUGGUACCGAGUCCCCUGCACAUCUUCGCAACGGAUAUGUUUCUCCCCGUGGAAAUGGUUAUCAAUCCCCUCGUGGCAUCUUGUCUCCUCGCGGCGUCCAAUCCCCUAAAGGACAACAUUCUCCCCAAGUACGUCGCUCUCCACCUCCCGGACCUCCCCAUGCUGCCGAGCACCCGUACCAUCCCCCAACACACCAUUAUGUCGACCAGCAAGUACAGCAUUCGCAUUCACCAGAAGAAGAGCAAGGUCGCCAGUCGCGGGCAUGGGAGCAUCCUCCAUCUCACGCGGGUCACCAUCCUCAACGUCCCUCAUCACCCCCAAAGUUCGAAUGGAACCCGGCCGUCGAACCGCCACCCAAGACUCCUCCACCUUCGGCUUUCCCGGAGAACACAUAUUUCCCGAACAUCUGGGACCAAGUUCCUAUCGGAAACGUUUUUCCACCCCCUCCUGCCUCGCAGAUUCCUGAGCAGUUGCUGCGCGAAGGGCAAUACGAGAGCGUCAUUGGUCGUCCCGAGGGGCAGCCGGUUGGUUCACCACCUGUCCCCGACCGGUCGAAGAUUCAUGCCAUCUUUCCGUGGGAGGAGAAACCGAGAUAUGCUCCGCGUCGCGUUUUUCCGGAUUCUGAAUCAGCGCCUCCGGUGGGCACGUUCAUAGAGGAGCCCAGCCCGGCACCCAAAGUUUCCUUUGGACCUCUCGCUCUUCAACAGCCCGUUCGGAGCCCCCCGCCCAUCAGCCUGCCUUUCAACAAGUAUGCGUCGAAACUCCUUCCUCCACCUGAGACGGACGAGGGUUGGCAGAAGCAGGAUGCCAACGAAGGCGAAGAGGAGGAAUCCCAAGAAGCUUCAACGCGCUACGACAGCGGUCCUCGUCGAGCACGCGCUGGGAGCUCGGCUUCUUUGGCCUGCGGCAAAGGAAAAAAGUAUCGUGGCCGUGGGACUCGGAGUAUGGGCGUGCAGGUCGAGUCCAAAGACGGCAAGCCUGGCCGUGGUACAGACAUGGGUAUCAGACCGUGGCCGCGGAUCUCGACUACCGCCGGAUUGCUGCCUCCGUUCCGGACUGAUCCUGACCAAAUGGCGGUCGCCGGGCCGGGCCUCACCCAACCUGUGCACUACUCCGGAGGGCUGCCUUUCUCUGGAAGAGGGUCGCCCACCGGUCUCAGGUCUCCCCAAACGAUCGGCCCUACACAAACCUCGUCUCCUCCCCCACUGAAGAUCGCCGCUCCACGACCAUUACCGCUUUCCAAACUGGGAUCCCCUCGAGGCACGUCGUCGCCCCGGCAUCCGAUGUCCCCUCGACGGCUCAAAUUGGCGGAUCACCGAAACCGCCCGGGUCGCCCUCGGUCGCUGUCGACGCCGUUCUCGCCACCUCUCGAACGCAUGUCCUCGAACGACACGAUGGUGACUUCGUCUCCGUCGACAACAGGAGCACUGGAGACGCCCGAAGGAACGCCACUGUUGGGGCCGCGCAAAAGUGGACGUGUCUGGGACCCGGCGCGUGGGGUCGAUGUGUUCAAGCGUUCGUCGGAAGAGGUGUUGGCGCGCUUCCUCCGGUCCGGUUCGUUCGAAGAGGAAGAUGCUCAAAAGCGCCAGAUAUGA